Mercenaria mercenaria is the source of this 3630-nucleotide messenger RNA. Its product is annotated as DC-STAMP domain-containing protein 2-like. NCBI's taxonomy places the organism in Eukaryota, Metazoa, Mollusca, Bivalvia, Venerida, Veneridae. The record is from RefSeq and is a predicted model, not a curated record. The coding region runs from base 487 to 3084 and encodes 865 amino acids. Gene Ontology annotation, cellular component: membrane. The transcript has 6 exons. Gene Ontology annotation, molecular function: protein binding.
AGAUAUAAUAAUGAUGGACUUUAGAAACGUUUGUAAUGCGAUACAAGUCAUAAGUCGCACAAACAGUAUGAAUUCAUAUUAAAGAUAUAUAAAGUACGUUGUAUAUAAUAUAUUGUGUCAUGAAUACCAUUUAUGGAAAUAUAUAAAAAAACAAACUUUUAUUAUACUAUUAAGCAAUACAGUAAGACUCAAUUAGUCACCACUGUUAUACCCUUAGAAUGGUGUUAAUCAGUAUUCAAGUGCGUGUUCCGGGGCAAAUAUUGUUCUCAUAUAAAUCAGAUCCGCUUUCAAUUAGAUAGACACACACAAUUAACAGAUCCGUUUGGAGAUAGGCGACAAUUAUAGCUAAUGAGUUAUUAAGUUAUGACAAAAUGGAUUCAGAAUGUAAAACAUCUUUGAAUUUCGAAAACCUGAUGUCUUGAAAUUGUUACGAGUUUUCGCUUAGAAAUAGACAACAGUAUAGUUUUAAAUUUCCGUGUGAUAAAAAUGUUUCGUGCAAUCGGUGACUUCGAUGGUUCGGAUUCUUUAAAGUGUAUUUCCUUGAUUCCUGGUGACCAGCUCUCAGCGGUUCACGUUCUAGAUGAAACUUGGUACAUUGGUUUCAAUGAGAGAUCUAAGAAAACAGGGGCUUUCCCGUCGGCGUGCGUGCAACCAGAAGAAGGCAAUGACUAUACACCACUCCCAGCCAAAAAUGCAAGUACAGAAGGGUUACCAGAGAAGCCUGUGUAUGCAAAUGUGUCCAAACAAAUUCAAGAAAGAAAAGCUUCACUUAUGAAUGAAGAUCAAAGACCAAGACAGAAUUCACCAGGACCCUUGGCUUUUGAUGUAAACAAACUCCGAAAAACGAAACCUGAAAAAACUUUUAAACUGAAAAUGGUCAAAAACACAGAGAAAGAUGAAAAUGAAGAAGAAAAGGAAGCCAAAGCGGAAGAGAUUUUUUCAAAAUCUAACACGCUGAGAAGUGUCAGGUUUGAUGAUAUCAAAAUAGAACAUUCAAUCAGCAUCCCAGAGUCGGUAGCGUCUUGGCAGGAUUCAUCGUUUGAGGAAUCAUUCAGGGAUCAACUGGCAAAUUAUGACAAUUAUUACGGUGAAACAACCAAGGGUAAAAAUAAAAAGAGUGCGAAAAAAGAGAACUCGGAUAGAGAUUAUCAUCGUUUCGGAAAACUAAGCUCGUUCAAAUCCAGUACUGAAAAUCUUAUCAAAAGUUCAAAGGAGGAGAAAAGAGGGGUUAAGGCAGUAAUUGGUGUUAUUUCAGGACUGGUAAUUGGAGUCCUCAUGUUUCUUGUAUACCAUUAUAGUUUUGGAUAUACACUGGCGGAAGCUGGUAUCUUAAUGGCCUUUCUAACUGUACUGUUUUGCAUUGGUAUGGCCUUUUCGUCUUUCAUCAGAUGUAUUAUUGCACUAGUUGUUCCUAAUUUCUUUACUGGGGUUGGAAGAGCAAUUCUGCUUUCGGCCAUUUUUGCGUUAAUCCUGAAGCACCCGGUGUCUAAUAUAUCCCACAAUGCAAGAGAGACCGGAAGUAGUAUGGCAUGUGUUGUUGAACUAGCAGCCAAUCAGACACGAGUACUGCAGCGUCAACUAGCCGUACCUAUAGAAGAUCUCACGCAGUACAUAAGGAAACAGCAAGAUGACUUUAAAGAUAUUACACGUGAAAUGCAUUCAAAAUUCAAACUUGUUGACGACACAUUAAAACAGUUAGUAGAAGGAGCAACAACGGCCGACGAAGCGUUAAAUGUUAUUCGAAAGAAAUGCCGCAUUGCUGUUAAUUCUUUGGAGACAGAUUGUGAGAAUCAAUGUGCAUCUGCCAAAUUUCCUGUCACUGAAAUAUGCAAAGCAGGGUCACUUUGUGCAGGCUUUGACUUUUCUAAAAGCUGUGAUGAUAUCAAACUCGGUGUUGACCUUUAUGACGUUGCCAAGAAAACCAGAUCAGCGCUUGAUGAUGUGAUUAACUAUUUUGAUGUUGAAAUGGUCGUCUCGGGAGAAUUCAGUGGCACCGCAAACGUCUCAAAACCUGCAGAAGCCAUACAAGCUGAAGUAGAAAAAGAUAUAGGAGGAAAAUUAGAUGCUUUCGACAGUGUUAUGUCAGUUGUUCGAAAAUGCCUGUCUUUGUCGCUGUUUCUAAUAUUCAUACAAUCAUUUUGGUACCUUAGAAAUUAUCUAGCCAAAGACGGGUACGACAACAUUUAUAUCACAAAACAAUUUAAACAAAUGGACAAAGAAGCUGAGAAGAACGGUAGAGAAACCGUGCUUCCUUUAAAAACGCGUGAAAAAGACGAAUACGUAAAUACGUCAUCUAUCAAACUAAACGCGACUGAAAUAUCAUACUCCAAACUGGGAUUAAUUCAAGUUUUAUUACAUUUUCUCCUUUACAUUCUUGUCAUUAUCUUUGACUACGCUUUGUAUUAUAUAUUGUACCUGGUAAGAGAAUACGGCGAUAUCGAAUUAGAAAUUGAAUCUCGUGGACGCGUGCAAAUAGUUGUAGCUGGCAACGGUCCCGUGGCGGAGUUUUACAAACUUUUAGUUAGAGGUUAUAAUCUUGAUAGAGGUUUCAAUAUGACGCUUGACAUUGAACCUUGUUUACCAGAGCCUAGAGAGCCUUCGGGCGCCAUGAUUCCGGUCUUUCUUAUAUUAUACUUCAUAGCCCUCGCUGUUGUUUUACUACGAGCGUAUGGCAUGCGUCUGAGGAGAAAAGUCUCGGCUUACUAUUGCCAGGAGCAGGAGCUAGCCAGGCUUGACUACCUGCACAAGAAAAUACGACAUAAGCGUGUGGGAUUUCUAAAAUUCCUGCGCCAACAAAUCAAAUCAACCCAUAAAGAAGAACAGGUUAAAAACCAACUCCGUUUCUCUUCAUGGCUUGCGUUUAAUUUUCCUUUCAUUGCACAGUUCUUACCUAAGAAGAUCAAACUGGAAUGUACAAGUUGUGGGCAACAAGAGACAAGUUUUAAUAAAGUGAAGUUGGCGAAAUGUAACGGGACGAAGGGAGGUGUUCAGUGUGACGCUGUAUAUUGCGAGGAAUGUUACAUUGCACUUCAGGAAAUAUGUCCGCUAUGUUCAAGCAACGAUAUCGUUGUGCUACGAGAGUAGCUGACCAUGAAAUAACCUUCUUCCAUAUGAAAUCCUGUACCAAACCUCUAAACAUCUAAAGAAGAGUUCAAUUUCCUACUACACUUUAUGGGUUCCUUUACUUCGUUUGAACAUAAUGUGUUUUUUAUGUUUCAAUACGCGACAAAAAAAUGUGGAAGGCAAAUAAAAUGUGUUACAUCGUUUGGACAGAUAGCAAAAACUCUGACCGACGACCGUUCGAUCGUUUUUAGAUCAAAGAAUAUCUAGAACAAUGUAAGAACUUGAUACUUGUCUUAAUGUCUUGGGCGUGAGAGGUGAAACUGGGCUUCUUUAGCAAAGUUCAUAAUCUGUUCAGUUGUUCUUGAUUUAAUACAUGUAUGUAUUUUAUAUCAAAAUAGCCGACCUAUUUUGUCAAUUGUAUUCAUGCUAUGGACGUGAAAACUAUAUAAGGAAAAGAACUGUUCCGAAAUGUAUCAAUUUACACCAAUAUAUUUAAACUCUGUACAUUUUUAACUUUAUGUAUGAUCUUUAUUUAUUGACACACAUAAAUAUAAAACUUUCAUUAUG